This is a messenger RNA of Hermetia illucens (black soldier fly), 1182 nucleotides long. RefSeq names its product 28S ribosomal protein S35, mitochondrial (gene mRpS35). Gene Ontology annotation, molecular function: structural constituent of ribosome. Lineage: Eukaryota; Metazoa; Arthropoda; Insecta; Diptera; Stratiomyidae. The transcript has 3 exons. The record is from RefSeq and is a predicted model, not a curated record. Gene Ontology annotation, cellular component: mitochondrial small ribosomal subunit. The coding region runs from base 115 to 1122 and encodes 335 amino acids. Gene Ontology annotation, biological process: mitochondrial translation.
CGGGUCUGUUCUUGUCACUUGACAAGUCUGUCACCUACAGCGGCUGAUUUCUUAUUGGAAUAAUGUCAGCUUAGUGCGCUUUUUGUAUUUUUGGGUUUUUUGAAUAAAACUGCAAUGUUCUUAGCAACUAAAUUAAUAGAGCAAAAUGCAAGAAACUUUGCUCCUCGGCUGGCAUCAUGUCACUGUCGGAAAUUGUCCACAGAUCCACACGCCUCGCCGGAAAUCGACAACGACGAAGAAUUUCGAGUUCUAAAUCUUCGCCAAGUUCAAGCGCAAGCACGACCUAAACGAGUCAUUAAAAAGGAUGUUGCAGCACCGCCGCGCGCAAAUAAAAUGCCUGUCGACCAAGACUGGGGAGCUGUUUGGCCCGGUCCGAAAACGUUCCACCCUGCAUCAGUUCCGCUGCCCCUCCGGCAAGGUUACACGGAAAAAGCAGCGGCACCACCUUCAAAAUACGGCAACGCAGAACUUAUGAAAAUUCCCAAUUUCCUGCACUUAACGCCGCCAGUGAUCAAAAAGCAAUGCGAGGCACUCAAGCAAUUCUGCACUCCGUGGCCGAAGGAAAUUCCUUCUGAAGAACAGUGGAACAAACAUUUCCCAAUGGAAGUUAUCACGACUGAUUACUGCCACGGUUUACCGACAAUCCGGAACCCUCUGUCGCGGAUCGUUACCAUCAAGUUCAAAUUGUCUACCCUUAAGCUGGAUAAACACGCCCACGACAAAUUUUUACGACUUGUUGGGGAGCGGUACGAUCCGGAAACGGACGUGCUUACGAUUGUUACGGAUCGCUGCCCACUGCGGAAACAGAAUUACGAAUAUGCACAAUACUUACUGACUGCUCUUUACCACGAGUCCUGGGUCACUGAGCCGUGGGAAUCGCUUAAAUCAGAAGCUGACAUGGAAACGUAUCAUUUCAUUAGGAAUAAGUCUAAAGUGUCAGCCGAGGAAAUACUGAAUUGGGGUAAGACAGAAGGCGGAAAAAAACUUGUGGCGCAUGAGGCAUUCGGGAAAAGUGUAGAAAAUCUAAUGAAUGAAGGCGAGAAUGAAUACAAUAUACAAGCGUACAAGACGGAGGCGCUGAAAUUGUUAGGUUUGCCUAGUUUGAAGUCAACGUCGCCGUAAGUUUGAAUGUUGUUGUAGGUAUUGUUGUAAACCCAAUAAAUUGCGUAAGUACUUCUUCAA